AUGCACGGACCGGCUCUGGAGACGCAAGGUCGUAUAUUUAUCUGUGGUGAUUUUAAUAGUCGCGUUGGAGAACUAGAUGAUCAUAUUGCUGGUAUUGAUCAGAUUCCUAGUCGAGAUGUAAAAGACUAUACUGUAAAUGCAUAUGGUGAAAUUUUGAUUGAUUUCUUGAUUAACUCUAAUUUCUGUAUUUUGAAUGGUAGAAAUUUUACAAAAAAUGAUUUUACGUCUGUUUCGGUGAAAGGAGCGUCGGUUGUUGAUUAUUGUCUAGUGCCACAUGACAGUAUGGACCAUUUUUCAGAUUUCUGUGUUACACUUACGUCAGAUGUUAUCAAUAAUUGUAAGAAUAUUAUUAAAUUUGCUCCGUCGUCGAUACCUGACCACUCACUUUUAUCCUGGAAUAUAUUAUGCAAUAUCACACGUAAAAAAACUGAACAUUUUGGUAAUACUAGUGAUUCUUAUGAUAAAUUUGACAGAAGCUAUUUUAGUAAUGAUUUUUUGUGUAAUAGUGAUAUUCUGUCAGAGGUAAAUAGUACGAUUGAUACAUUGGAACAAGGUAUGCGCACACAAAAUGACGUAAAUAUAGCCUAUGACAAAUGGUGUGAAAUUGUUAAAAAUGCUAUGUAUGAAAAUGUACCUUAUAAAUCUAUAAAGAUAGGACCUGGCACGGGUUCUAAAAAACGUCGUCCAGGUAAACCUUGGUGGACGGAUAAUCUUAGUGAUCUGUGGUGUAAAUUGUCAAUUGCAGAAAAGCAGUGGUUGCAAUGUUAUAAUAGAGCUGAUAGAGUUUCUUUUAAAGCUAAAUAUGCUAGUAUCCGUAAAGAGUUUGAUGCAGAAGUCCAAAGGGCUAAGGGCCGUCAUUGUUACAACCUUCAGAAGGAUAUAUUAAAUGAAUGUAAUGUUGAUCGUUCUAGUUUCUGGAAAUCUGUUGGUAGAAUUGGUAUAACUCAAGCUAACAAGAAAAUAAUUCCUGAUGAAGUUGUUCUGGCUGACGGCUCUGUGUCCGCGGAUCCUAGUGAUGUUUUACUUAAAUGGAAAAUAGAAUUUAGUAAUUUGUUUAAUAAUCCAAAUGUAUCUUGUGAUAACAGGUAUAAUAUUGUAAAUGGUGAUUAUGAUACACUAAGUUUUAACAGUGAUAUUUCUGUUUUGGAAGUCAAAAAAGUUAUUGAUGAAGGUAAACUUGGAAAAACAAAUGGUAUAGAUGGAAUACCCACUGAAGCCUUAAAGAAUGACACUGCUGUUAUGUUUAUGCACGCUCUGUUUAAUGUAUGUUUUAAAAGUGGUACUAUUCCAAAUAUUUGGGGUAAAAAUGUCAUUAACCCAAUUCCUAAGUCCGCAAGUAUGGAUCCAAGGAACCCAUUAUCAUAUAGGGGAAUUUCUUUAACUUGUUCUGUUUAUAAACUCUAUUGUGCUAUAUUAAAUAAUAGACUAAGUAACUGGGCUGAAAAUCGAGAUGUCAUUGUUGACGAACAGAAUGGGUUUAGAAAGAAAAGAAGCACUAUUGAUCAUUUAUUUACGCUAACAAAUAUAAUUGAUACUAGGAAAAAACGUAAACAGUCUACAUUUGCUGCUUUUAUUGAUUUUAAAAAGGCAUAUGAUUAUAUAAAUAGAGAUUUACUAUGGAAAAAAUUGUAUGACAUAGGUAUAAAAGGUAAAAUGUUAGGUGCUGUACAAUCUUUGUAUGAUUCUGUAUAUUCAUGUGUAAGAAUUAACUCUAAACAUACUGAUUGGUUUACUGUUAAGUCUGGAUUACGUCAAGGCUGUAUAUUAUCUCCCCUUUUGUUUAAUUUAUAUAUAAAUGAUCUUGCUGUUUACCUGAAAUCUCUUGAUAUUGGUGUUGACUAUGGAUCUGAUAAAAUAUGUAUGUUACUUUAUGCAGAUGAUAUUGUCUUGUUGGCAAAAGAUGAGAAAGAUUUACAAUGUUUAUUAAAUGCACUUAACAACUGGUGUAGCACCAACGAUAUGUUUAUAAAUAGUAGUAAAAGUCAAAUUGUCCAUUUUAGACCUUUAUCUGUAUGUAGAACAUCGUUCAGUUUUAUAUGUGGUGUUCACACACUUAAUAUCGUUGAUAGAUAUAUGUAUUUAGGAUUAAUGUUGCAAGAGCACUUAGAUUUCAAUGUUACUGCAAAGGUUGUAGCUCAAAGUGCAAGUCGGGCUCUUGGCCUUCUUAUUGCUAAAUGUAAAUCGUCUGGUGGUCUUCCGUACGAUGUAUUUACCCACCUAUAUGAUUCUACUGUUUGGCCAACAAUCAGUUAUGGUUCUGCUAUCUGGGGUUAUCGCUCUUACUCGUGCGUUAACGCAGUGCAGUUUCGCGCUAUGCGUUUCUUUUUAGGUGUCGGUAGAUAUACGCCUAACGUCGCGGUUUCCGGUGAAAUGGGAUGGAUAUCCCCAGAAAUCAGACAGUGGAAAUCCAUUGCUAUUCAUUUAUCUAGAGUCUCUUAUAUGCUUGAUUGUAGAGUAAACAAACGAGUUGCACUUUGUAUUGCAUCUGCAGCAAUUAAAUCAUGUUAG
Ruditapes philippinarum (Manila clam) is the source of this 2508-nucleotide messenger RNA. RefSeq lists its product as uncharacterized. The coding region runs from base 1 to 2508 and encodes 835 amino acids. The transcript is spliced from 2 exons. The record is from RefSeq and is a predicted model, not a curated record. NCBI's taxonomy places the organism in Eukaryota, Metazoa, Mollusca, Bivalvia, Venerida, Veneridae.